CAAACAACCAAACAGUGUUCAGUCAGUUAGUUCUAUGCUAAGGAUUCGGUCGUGCCGUCGUAGGGUUUCCGGUACGCUCAACUUGCGUAUAUUUUAUAUUUUUCGUGAUUUGCUCGAUGGAGUAGUGACUUUUUGGAUAUGAUAACUACAAAUUAAUUAGUGAUUUUCAUUAUUUAUGUGCUCAACAAGCAGUAUGGCUGCAAGCAAAAGUCGCCAUUGGUGAAAAAGAUGAACUGUGCAGACAACUACCAAGAAUUGCUGCUCUAUCUUGAAAAAGCAGAGGUCCCAGCUGAGCACACCCAAUCAGAAACUACAGCUACGGGGGGUGAUAUAAAUGCAGCUCUCGCAACAAAUGUCCUGCCUCUCAAGAAAGCGCCAGUGAAUGGGCUUGCCAAGAUCGAUGAGGAAAAUUACGCAAAGAAAGCCUUAGAAGACGGUUCAUUGUCACCGAACUCUGAUCCUGAAGACAUAGAACUAAAUCUUCAAAUAUUAUUGAAAAUCGACGAAGCGAUCCGUUCUGAUCUAUCCGAGCUGUUGGCCAGCCAUAAUUUGAAUGACCUGAAUCAAAGCGAACUGUCGAACUACCGGUUCUGCAAAAAUAGUUCUUCGUUUGAUGGGUACAAAGAAUUGAACGGGUUCCAGCAGGAUGAUUCCGGCGUUAGCGCAAAUGGGUUCCACUUGGAUGACGAGGAAAGAAGUUUCAUUGAGAUGGAUGCAUUGUCUGAUUUGGGAUCUCAUUCACCGUCUACGGUCAGUGGAGUUAACGUGGCAACUCAAACCUCUCCUUCGCCUUCUGCUAGUUCCACUAACCUGACGUGGGCGUCCAGCUCUCCAGGGUCGGACACCGAAUCUUCAGAGGGGAGUGAUCCAUGGGCCACCGGCUGUUCAAAAAGGAAACUCACUAGUGGAAAAUCCAGCUCUGCCCCUGUACUGGAAAAAGUAUCACCUUCUUUGCAAGUGAGCAGGCAAUCCCGAUCACAGUCCGACAGACAUUUAGCCGAAAUCGAAGCUGCUGAAGCGUGCAAAUGGCUACGUGCAACUGGAUUUCCUCAAUAUGCACAGAUGUACGAAGACAUGCAGUUUCCAAUCGAUAUAAAUCAAGCUGCGCAAGAUCAUCCAUUCUUAGAAAACGACGUGUUACAUUCCCUGUUCCGUCGACUAAAGAUACUAAACAGCUGUGCGCAUCUUCACCAACAGCGCGUUACACAUACAGAUGAAUCUGAUGAUGAAUACUGCGCGCUGAGUGAGAACUGGACGUACCAGAGCGACGUACGCAGAUGGUCUAGGACCUGCAUAAAAGGGCCUAUUCCUAAUCUUGAAGAGAUCGGCCAGCGUUUCGAGAGUAGUAGCGUGAACAGUAAUGAUAAGGACGAUGUAUUUGAGAAAUGCACGCAGUCACCUAAGGAAAGAUUGAGAAGAGCAGGUUCCACCAAAUUUAGACGGCGCAGGGAAGGCGUAUGCUUUAGUGAAAGAGAAGCUCUGGACUCGGUUUCUCGGGUAGGGAGCAUUAAAACUCUAGAACUGAAUCACAUAUCGGACUCGGAAGUAACUCCGAAGCAUCAAAGGAAAGCUAGAACGAAGAGUUUUGAUAAGACGGAAACCUGGGCUCAUCCCGUCGAUCCAGUUGAAAGACUUGUAUGGCAGAAGUUACCAGAGAGUGAUUCUGCACAACCGGAAGAUACAGACGAGAUAAAUAGUCAAACCGGAUCACGGAUAUCUAUCUACAAUUUAUCAGCUACCCAAUUACAGGUGCUACGCAAGCUGGCUUUACUCAAGCUAACUGCUCAUAUGGAGAAGUACUGUCCAUCCCAUAGAACGGGCUGGAACUGGGAUCUACCCAAGUUCAUCCGGAAAAUGAAAGCUCCCGUGUAUAAAGACAAAAAUGUGUUUGGCUUACCUCUAACAAUAACAUUGCAAAGAACGGGCCAAGUACUACCAAGAAACAUUGAAGAGGCGUUGCGUUGGUUGCAGCUAAACGCCGCCGAUCAAGUCGGCAUUUUUCGAAAACCCGGUGUCAAAUCAAGGAUUCAGACAUUGAGAAAUCUGGUAGAGACUAAUAUCUGCGUGGACUAUACAGAUCAGCAAUCAUAUGAUGUUGCUGACAUGGUCAAGCAGUACUUUCGUGAUCUUCCAGAGACCUUGUUGACCAACAAGCUGUCUGAAACGUUUAUUUUGAUUUUCCAACAUGUGCCAGUUUACUUGCGUCGCGAAUCCGUUUUAUGUGGCCUGCUGUUGAUGCCUGAUGAGCAUCUGGAAGUUCUUCAAGCUCUACUUCAUUUCCUUCUGUCUGUUUCCAAGCAUUCAGAAAUCAACCAGAUGAACGAAAGUAACUUAGCUAUGUGCUUCGCACCGUCUUUGUUCCACUACUCGCAAGCAUGCAAGCAAAAUAUUGGAUCACCACACCCGAAAGAAUUGGCGGAAAACAAGGCGGGAUAUGAUUGUUUGUAUUAUUUCUUGAAGAACUUCAACACCCUGUUUAAGAUACCUGAGGAUUUCAUAAAACAAUGCAAGUCUAGUGAAAUCAAAGAAACAAAAGCGAAACUCCUGUGCGACUUGGGUUCUGAUAUGGGGGGUUGGAGGAAGUAUCUGAACGAAUGCCAGGCAAAUUUGUUGAGAGAGGCAAAAGAUCGACAACGUGGUUGGGUCAGUAUAGCUAGUCAUUAUCAGCGUGUUGAGAUUGCUUUCAAAAAAGUGGCGGAUGGUAUUCCGCUAAGGCUUUGGAAGGUCAGUGCUGAAAUCGAAGCGCCACCAUCGGAAGUUCUGCAUAGAAUCCUUAGAGAACGGCAUGUUUGGGAUCCAGAGCUGCGUUCAGCUAAAAUCGUUGCUCAAUUAGAGUCUCGGAGUGAAGUUUUUCAAUUUACCCGGGGGAGUAUUGCCCCUCGGCCUAUGGAAGAAUAUUGUGUUGUGCGUACUUGGCGUACCGAUCUUGCCAGAAAUGCAUGUUUACUUAUAGAGACUUCGGUAGAGCAUCCCGAUGCUAUCCCGAUUCCAAACUCUACUAGAGGGUUAGUAUUAGCAUCCAGGUAUUUAGUAGAGCCUUGUGGAUCUGGAAAAUCUCGAUUGCUCCACUUGGCUCGCGUUGAUACAAUGGGCCGGUCGCCAGACUGGUACCAGAAGCAUUUCGGCCAUCUUCAAGCAUUUCUUUUAGCUAAUAUACAGAGUUCGUUUUCUGGAUAUCAAAACACACUGGGACCAGAAAGCAAAGUUUAAAAUACACAUAACCAAAGAAUGUACAUACCUGUUAAUCAGUAGAUGAAUAUUUCAUAUAUUUUUGUAAGCCGGAUUUAUUUUAGUUUUCCUAUACCCACUAUAAGAACUUUGGUACAAAUUAAGCAUCACGAAAUUAAGAAUUUAAUAUACUUAAGAGCAGGAAGGAAAUAUUUUUAGCGAAAAUACAUGUUACCAUUUUUCGUUGGAAAAAUAUAUUUUUAAUAGUGAUAUUUUUAUAAUUUGCAUCUUUUAUUGUUCACAAAGUAUCUGCUUGUCAUGUGCCAUGCUAGUCAUUCAAUAUGUUCUUAUUCGAAUAAAAUAUUAUUUAGCUUAAAUAACCUUAUUUUAAGAACAGAUAUCAAUUUGUACGGGCCAGUAUUCAAUGGAAAAUUGUAUAUUAUUCAUAUAAUAGAACAUCUAAAAUUAAUCAAAA
This is a messenger RNA of Dendroctonus ponderosae (mountain pine beetle), 3643 nucleotides long. RefSeq names its product rho GTPase-activating protein 7. Gene Ontology annotation, molecular function: lipid binding; GTPase activator activity. NCBI's taxonomy places the organism in Eukaryota, Metazoa, Arthropoda, Insecta, Coleoptera, Curculionidae. Bases 229 to 3210 code for a protein of 993 amino acids. The transcript is spliced from 13 exons. The record is from RefSeq and is a predicted model, not a curated record. Gene Ontology annotation, biological process: signal transduction; actin cytoskeleton organization; regulation of Rho protein signal transduction.